Molecule: messenger RNA, 723 nt
Organism: Scheffersomyces stipitis CBS 6054
Lineage: Eukaryota; Fungi; Ascomycota; Pichiomycetes; Serinales; Debaryomycetaceae
Gene: PRX1
Product: thioredoxin peroxidase
Exons: 1
Coding region: 12-677 (221 amino acids)
Biological process (GO): cell redox homeostasis; cellular response to oxidative stress; cellular oxidant detoxification
Cellular component (GO): cytosol; mitochondrion
Molecular function (GO): peroxiredoxin activity
Source: RefSeq, a predicted model, not a curated record
CACUGAUUAACAUGACUACUACCUUGAGAUUGGGUUCUGAAGCCCCAGAUUUCACUGCUGAGACCUCCAACGGAUCCAUUUCCUUCCACGACUUCAUUGGUGACUCGUGGGUUGUUUUGUUCUCCCACCCAGAUGACUUCACUCCAGUCUGUACCACUGAAUUGGGUGCUUUCGCCAAGUUGGAGCCAGAAUUCGCCAAGAGAGGUGUCAAGUUGAUUGGUUUAUCUGCCAACAAUGCUGACUCGCACAAGGCCUGGAUCAAGGACAUUGAUGAAGUCACUGGCUCUAAGUUGACCUUCCCAAUCAUUGCCGACCCAGAAAGAAAAGUCGCUCACUUGUUCGACAUGAUCGACUACCAAGAUGCCACCAACGUCGAUGACAAGGGUGUGCAGUUCACCAUCAGAUCUGUGUUCGUCAUUGACCCAAAGAAGAAGAUCAGAUUAAUUUUGGCAUACCCAGCUUCUACUGGUAGAAACACCGCCGAAGUUUUGAGAGUUGUCGACUCGUUGCAAACUGGUGACAAGUACAGAGUUACCACUCCUAUUAACUGGGUCCCUGGUGAUGAUGUCAUUGUGCACCCAUCUGUUUCCAACGAAGAAGCUAAGACUUUGUUCCCUAAGUUCAGAAUCAUCAAGCCAUACUUGCGUUUGACUCCUUUGGAAGUCAAGGAACAAUAGGCGAUGUGUUUGUAGUUUGAUAUGAAUAACACGAUAAAUUAGAUUG